AUGCUGGAGUCAGGGGUCGUCUUCAGCACGUGUCCAGAGCCGCAGCCACCACUGCGCACAGCUGGCCGGGCUGGUGGCCAGGGCUGCAAGUGCCGGGGCCGUGGUAGAAGCAACCUGUUGAGGAAGCAGGGCUCGGGGCCAUCUUCUCAGCGGCUGUUUCCUUCCCCCACAGAGCUCCCGGAGGAUUGCCACCAGCUCUUCCUGACUGGGCAGCAGAGCAGCGGCAUUUUCCAGGUGCAGCCUGCAGGGUCUCAGCCCUUCAAAGUCUACUGUGACAUGACGGCAGAUGGUGGCUGGACAGUGAUCCAGAGGCGCACAGAUGGCUCUGUGGACUUUGACCAGCUUUGGGAUGCCUACAAGAAUGGCUUUGGAGACCUUCAUGGUGACUUCUGGCUGGGCCUGGAGAAGAUCCAUCACCUUGUCCAAGAGGGAAGACAUCAUCUCCUGAUCGAGCUGGAAGACUGGGAGGGAAAUUCCCAGGUGGUUCAGUUUGUCUUCAGCCUCGGUGGUGAGAGCACGGCCUAUACACUCAACCUGCUGGGACCUCUGUCUGGAGAGCUGGAAAACGCCAUUGGGGACUUCAGGCAGCUGCCCUUCUCCACUCGGGACCGCGACCACGACCUCAAAGCCGACACAAACUGUGCCAAACACCUCUCAGGUGGCUGGUGGUUCAGCACCUGUGGCCAUGCCAACCUCAACGGGAAGUACUUCCGCUCCAUCCCCCGCCAGAGGCACGAGCGCAAGCAGGGCAUCUUCUGGAAGACAUGGAAAGGCAGGUACUACCCGCUGAAGUCAACCACCAUGAAAAUCCAACCUGCAGCACUGGAAGCGGAAGCCUAAAGCUGCCUCUUGAGACUUGACCUUCUCUGUGGAGCACAGACCUGAGCUCCAUCACUUGUUGUUUACAGAAAACAAACCCACCCUCCCCGCGAAGUCCCCCGAGGAGCGUUUCUCUCGGUUAGCAGCCCUUUAGUGGCAUGACACAGCUCCUCGCUAUAUGUAAAACAGCU
Pterocles gutturalis (yellow-throated sandgrouse) is the source of this 1010-nucleotide messenger RNA. It is a transcript of the gene ANGPTL4, whose product is annotated as angiopoietin-like 4. The coding region runs from base 1 to 840 and encodes 279 amino acids. Lineage: Eukaryota; Metazoa; Chordata; Aves; Pterocliformes; Pteroclidae. The transcript has 4 exons. Gene Ontology annotation, molecular function: enzyme inhibitor activity. The record is from RefSeq and is a predicted model, not a curated record. Gene Ontology annotation, biological process: triglyceride homeostasis.